UCGCUGUUUGUGUGUCUCAGCAUCACUGCCACACCCUUGUCGGGAGUUGCAGCAGCAGCAGCAGCAUGAUGCGAGUCGCCCUGCUAGUUUUGGCUCUCACGGUAGUCUGCAAUGGGAUCCUCCCUGAGAUAGUGGAUCUAGGCAUCAGUCACAUCCUGGAGGAUAAUUCCUCCCAGGGACAAACGGAGCUGGAUCGCAUGUUUGUGAAAGUGGAGCAACUGCCAGAGGAUCCGGAGCAAAAGCCCGAUGCGUUUCAUAAAAGGAACAACGAGAGUGUAAAUCUCAGCCCUCACCCUAAUAACCUUCCUGCAAGUCGUCAUCCAAAUGAGACUGCUUCUGAUAAAGUGACUGAAAACGAAUCUGUCCACACCUCAGCAGAACAGGAGACAAACAACAUUACCACAGCCGUCCAGUCCAGUGACCUGGAGAACAAUAUUGAUUAUGGGUGCAUUGCUGAAGAGGACUGUGGGAAGGGCAGGUAUUGCCUUCAUGACAAGCACAACUCAAAGUGUCUGCCUUGCAAAGCAAUCGAUAUGUCCUGCACUAAGGAUACGGAGUGCUGUGGUGAGCAGCUGUGUGUGUGGGGACAGUGCAGUCUGAACGCAGCCAAAGGAGAGGCCGGCAGCACUUGUCAAUAUCAGACUGACUGCAGCCCGGACCUCUGCUGUCUUCUCCACAAAGCCCUGCUCUUCCCUGUCUGCUCGGCCAAGCCCAUUGAGCGUGAGCGCUGUUUUGGUGCCUCCAACCACCUGUUGGAGCUGUUGUCAUGGGACGUUCAGGACAAAGGACCCAGGAAACAUUGCCCCUGUGCAGGAGAUCUCCAAUGCAAGCACCUGGGACGAGGGUCCAUGUGCCUUGAAGGAGAGGACUCAAGUGAAGAGGAUCAGACAGACAGUCUAUACUCCGAGAUAGACUAUAUCAUUUAGACGCAGCGGGAUUGGAUUCAGUUUCACAUUUCCUUGUAAACAACUAGACAGGGGUCUGUAUUGACUCCAGAGCUUUGUCGCAAAGAACAAUAGUACUUUGUGUUUGUGAAUACCUGUUGACUGCAUCACCUAGAUCAUAAGCUGAUAAGUUGAGUAGCAGCCUGGCAUCAUCUUAAUAUAGUGAGACCAAAGUAGAACAAAGUCCCCACCCAGUUUGCAGUCCCACUGCAUUUACUGUGCACCAGGUAGAAAAAUGACCCAGAUACAAUCAGGCUUAAUGUACUGCAUGAUCAAUAAAAUAGUCUCACAGAAGCAGACAAUAAUUAAUAACGUUCAGGCUUCCAAGACUCCCCUCAACAUUACACAUGUAUUCAUCUACAAGAAACACUACCAUGAGAUGUCAGCAGACUUCGGUAAAAGGUAACAGUUGGUCAUAUUGUCAUGUAGGAAGCUCAUUUGCAUUCUUCUAUACAUGUCUGAUAAAAUCUUUGUUUAAGAGUAAAUCUAAUUCUAGCUGCUGUAAUACCAUUUCCUCUUCACUUUUCCUCUUUAUUCCUGAGAAAGUGUUUUGGCAAACAUAGUUGCUUGAUCCUAACAAUAUCUGCUCUGCUCUACGUACUGUAAUGUUUUUAAAGAUCUAGGCCUAACCCUAACCUGUUUAUGGCACCAAGAUGACAUGUUAUCAAAUGCACCACAAGAGAAAACACUGUCUAAUAUGCCAUGUUGAGAUUUAUUCUAUCUAUAUUGUUUUUAUAUAUUUAUUGUAUGUGCGGUUUCUUUUAUACAUGUACUUAAUUCUGUAACACUUAUUUCAAUUGUCCAUUUUUGUCUCUCAAGCAGUAUCUCAUGUCCAGCGGCUUGUCAACAACAUAUCAGAAAAUAUUAGGUGUACAUCCAAAACAGUAGCUUAUUUGACUAAAGUCAUUCAACUUAAAUUCUUCUAUAGAUUAAACAUGUACAUCAUAAAACUCAGACCUUGUAUGAAAAUUGAACAAAUAUCAGCAUCUAGAAAUGCUAAAACGAA
Molecule: messenger RNA, 1950 nt
Organism: Etheostoma cragini (Arkansas darter)
Lineage: Eukaryota; Metazoa; Chordata; Actinopteri; Perciformes; Percidae
Gene: dkk3a
Product: dickkopf WNT signaling pathway inhibitor 3a
Exons: 7
Coding region: 66-926 (286 amino acids)
Biological process (GO): negative regulation of canonical Wnt signaling pathway; multicellular organism development
Cellular component (GO): extracellular region
Molecular function (GO): co-receptor binding; receptor antagonist activity
Source: RefSeq, a predicted model, not a curated record